Molecule: messenger RNA, 4052 nt
Organism: Chara braunii
Lineage: Eukaryota; Viridiplantae; Streptophyta; Charophyceae; Charales; Characeae
Source: the annotation of a GenBank genome assembly
GCCGAGCCUUUUUCUUUUUUGAAAUUGAUGUAACAUUCUGCGGACUUGUGCAAAUUCUUUGGUUCGUUGAAUGCUUGUCGGGAUCCAGCUUGGGGCAUUGGCUGAAGGCACACGUGUGCAUGGAGUGGGAAAAUGGAAUGCGAUUCUGAGUGACCCUCGACUCAGUCGCGUGCUGAAAUCCCGUACGGCUGCAGACCUGAAGGAAGAAUGGCAGGCCUUCCAGAUUGAUCUGAAGGCAUACAUCAUGGAGCACGGAUGUCCGCCGCCAGCUUUGGAACUCCACGGUCACACGUGGGAAUGGACAGAGAUCAGCGCGUGUUUGAAAUCGCAUCAAGAUUUGGCACGUUUUGCACUCGCCAAACCAGAAGAGCCACCGCCGCCGCCACCUCCGCCUCAGCAGCCGCAUCAGCAUCAGCACCAGCAUCAGCAGCAGCCGCCUCCACCGCCACUGCCGCCUCAGCCACAAAACCCAGCGGCAGAGUUUAAUCAGGAAGGGGGUGCACAGCCGCCAACUCACCAAAAGCAGAAACAAAAGGCAUCACGACCGAAACCGACACUUUUGUCACCAAGCAGGUUUUCUCGGCCUGUGAGUGGCCGCGCAGGGUUAUGGACGACGGAGGAGAUUGCGGCACUUGAGCAGGGUGUCAAGACUUAUGGAGAGGGAAAUUGGUCUGCUAUUCUGCACGAUGCGAAACUUAGUAGAAUUAUCAGUAGGAGGACAAGCAUAGAUCUGAGGGUGAAAUGGAAAGCGAUGAAAGUUGCCGCGAUGAAGGCUGCGCAAAACAGCAAUCGCCGGCAAAUUAUUCCGGCAGCUCCAGCGGCUCCGCAGGCGCGAAUACAAGAGUUGGCGGAGUGCAGCUGGGGCGAGAAUUCUGAAUCCGUCAACUUUGAGGCCAGGCAAGAACCUGCUGUGCUUCCUGCAGAGGAGGAGCGUCGGGAAGAUUCAGCGGGUAAUGCAAGGCCUCCAGGGUUCAAACAACCAAGGUGCUUCAUCAGUGGACAUGGUGGUCCCUGGUCGAAGGAGGAGAUUAGUGCUCUGUGUGAUGGGGUGAGGAUGCACGGGGAGGGUCAGUGGAAGAGAAUCUUGCAGGAUCCAAGAUUUGCAUCUGUUCUUAAAUCAAGAACAAAUUUUGAUCUGAAGGACAAGUGGCGAUUCUUCAGGAAGACAAAGCAGUAUAAAGCCAUGGAGGCACUCCGCGAGCAGUUCUUUUCGGCUAACGGGAUGGCCGAGCAAAUGCAAUCAGUUCCUCCCCACGCAUUUAUGGGUGCGCAAAUGUGUGUGGGGAUGGCAGCGCCAGGGGUCUUAGUCCCGCGGAUGGAGUGCGACAUGCAGGGAUUCAAUGGACUGGCUGAGCCACUGGAAGGUGACCAGUCAGGGAUGUACAUACCCAGGAACGGAGACUCUGAAAAUACAGUCAUGAAGGAGUCCUAUUCCACAGCUCCACCUAUGAAUCCCAUGGGUGCAAUGGCCCCUCCUAUUGCUCUACUUCACCACCAGUCCUCGCCGGUGCCAAAUGGGCAGGCCCCCGCGGAGGCUGGGAGUGGAUGGAAGAAGAAGAAAAAUCAGUGGACGGACGAAGAGCUUGCAGCGUUAUGUGAAGGUGUAAAGUUAUAUGGUGAAGGAUGCUGGCGGAACAUCCUGAAUGAUGCGCGAUUGUCUCAGACUCUGAAGAGUCGGACAAAUGUAGAAUUGAAGGAUAAAUGGCGGUUUUUCCGAAAGAGUGCCGCAGGGGUCGAGUUAAUGGACCGGAUUCGACGACGUGACGGGGCCGGUGAGGGCAUGGUACGAAGGGAGGAGGGAGAGAACGGAGGAGGUCCGGCAAACAAGAUGAACGAAGAAACCCAACAAUGGGAGAGUGCAGGUGCUCUAGGAAUGAUGGGUGACGGGUUGUUAAUGGAUGCGGACAUAAACCAGUGCCUAAGAACCACCGCAACUGGUCUGUACUCUGGACGGGUGCUGUACACACAGAGCCGGGACAUGAAGGCGGCACAAGCGCGCGGCUUGUUUGCACAGCCGCAGAGCAGCGUUAUGCGGCAGAGCAGCGUCAUGCGGCAUAGAUCUGCCGUUUAGGGAGAGCUCUGCGGCACGGAUCUGCCCUGAACCCAGAUGUACACACAUACGUCUGCGAGCUGGAUUCGUUUGUGCUCGGAUAUGGUCUCGGACGAGUGUGCUGCGGAGAUUUCACACCUUGCGGAUUGUUCUCCUUUCCCGAUGGCAAGCUGCCCCGCCUACUCUUCCGGGAAGAUGCACUCUCGAUGCGGGACUGUUUUUCCCCGAAGAUGAAGUUAUUUCCGCUUCCACUAGCUCUCUUGGGUGCCAAGUUAUUUUAAGGUCAGUACUGGGGUGGUUGGGUCAUGCUGCUCACAGACGUGGGCCAUCGCAUGACAACACAUUUCUGUUAGUGGAAAUUCUAGUUUCCUCCUGAUAGCGAUCCUUCCUUGGCAAGCCCACCGUCUCCCGCCCGAUACUCUCUCUUGUCCUAACACACACAACAACGUCGCUUUCCCCGCCUUCUUGCCAUCGCGUUGGCUUUUCGGUUUGGAAUUCCUCCGCCACAGUAAUGGUUUUGCUUGCUUAGGUUGUCCAGUGAUGUAAUGUUGCCCUUCUAAAACUCUUGCUAGGGUACGAGGGAUCCUGGGAACCAUCUCCGAGUCCUCACGGAACUUGCACUGGUCCACAAGGAAUGCUCAAGCGUACUAGACAUUGAGAGAGGAUAGUUACGUAGAUUUGUUUGUCAAAUUGCACUGGUGGUGUAUAUCGUGUGAUUAGAAUACGUCAAGUUAUGCAAUUCUGAUCGCCACCCUUGGUUUGACGACCGAACGGGUGGACCCAUGAGUCGGACAAGACAAGGCCUGAGAAUCUUCUUCUUGUUGAUUUGCCGGACAUGUUCGUUCUGUUGGAUGAGUGGCUCGACUACUUAUUGUGGCUUCUUCAACACUCUGCACCCUCGAAUAACCAUCGACUGUGUCUUAAAGUGUGCACGUUUGUUCUUUCCAUAAUCCAUGCGUAUGCUCUCUUCUUCAGGAUCAAGACGACUCCUAUGAUGGUGCCGACUCUGAUGAUGACUGUGCUGCUGGAAGCGAGGACAAGAUAUCACUGAGUGGGGACGACCGCACAUCGAAAGCUCUGACUAGGAGUGAAUCUGACGACGGCACCGUAGGUGGCCCUCCUUUUCGCCGGAAACUAAAAAUUAUGCGCCAUCUUGGGCUCGCGCCUCCUGAGGACUCUGCAUUUGUGCAUACGCCGCCGCCUUGGGUAAGCCGGUCAUGAAUCAUCAGAUUUUGUUUCUCGUCUUGUAGCCCUCCGUAACACUUUGAAUUUCUCAUCGAUCAGUCCCCAAAAGAGUUUUGGGUAACAUUUUUGUUUUUCGAUGCCUCACGGCUUUCUCCUGCUCCCGUCUUCCCAGAGCACCUGAAAAGAGUUUUCACAUUUCCCUCCCUUUUUCUCGUCUUUCGGGGGCUCGCUCCACUUUCUCCCCCCUCUUCCGUCCAUCUCAUAUUCUUCCUGCUGGGUUGUUGACUGCUGAGAUUCUGGGCGCAUUUCGAGUCUAGGUUCAUUCAGGUAAAGUGGGGGAGGGACGGAGGGAGGGAAUGGAAUUCUUAAGAGCGUGAUUUCAUGUUGUCGUCGUCCGGACUGCUGUGGUGGCGGUAGAGACGGGUGAGUCCAAACUUGCGGACACUGAGCCUGAGCUUUCCUGCUUUUCUCUUCGCUCACCGUCGGCUCACGUGCAUUUUUUUUUUCACAUCCGGAAAACUGAAUUGCCGACUACUACUGUACCUCCAAGACUUUCUUGGGCUCACCGUCGGCUCACUGAAUUGCCUGGUGAUUUCUAGUUAGAUGGUGCUGGCAUUACUUGCCAAAGUCCGCGGCGCGGGUUUUUAUCCGACGGCAGGUUGGAAGGGGGCAUUACUCUGCGGAUGGAUACCAGUUGAUGCCGUCAUAGAAUAUUGGGAAUUGGUGUGAGAGCUCGCUCGCAUGAGGAGAUGCUCGGACGUUGCUUCAUGAUGCUUCUUGAGGGCUUUUCCCUUUCUACGGUGCAUUGAUGUUAAUA